Messenger RNA from Peronospora farinosa, 705 nucleotides. The record is from the annotation of a GenBank genome assembly. Lineage: Eukaryota; Oomycota; Peronosporomycetes; Peronosporales; Peronosporaceae.
AUGACACCCAACGCCAUUUUACCCACUCGCGGCUCGGAGCUUGCGGCGGGUCUGGACCUCUCGGCUGCCUACGACGCCGUCAUCCCAGCAAAUGGUAAGGGACUGGUCAAGACGGAUCUGAUCAUUGCUGUACCCGAUGGCUGCUACGCCCGCGUCGCGCCUCGCUCCGGUCUUGCACUGAUUAAAUCUAUUGAUACUGGGGCUGGUGUCAUUGAUGCCGACUAUCGUGGUAAUCUGGGUGUGAUCCUAUUCAAUCACUCAAGUGAUGACUUCCCAAUUAAAUGUGGGGAUCGAGUGGCACAGCUUAUUCUUGAAAAGAUCGAGUACCCAGAGAUUUUAGAGGUGGACGAGAUCGAGGAGACAGUACGUGGUGCUGGUGGCUUUGGCAGUACUGGAGUAGAUCUGCCUCUUGCCAAGAAGCAGCACGUGGAAAGCAAUGGAUCCACCGAGAGCGAAGGGGACGAGGUGGUAUCUGGGGAUGUAGCUCAAAUGGUAGAGGACAUUGACACGGUCUUUAAAGCAUUUGAUUUGUUGUCGGAGAAGAAGGUGAUUGAUGAUACAACUAGGAAGUUGUUGAAGAAGAAACUCAUAACGGCAUCUGACCGGCAAUUUAAGCUGCUGAAUAAAGCUCUGGCUGACUACAUCAACGAUGAGGAGAGUGCCAAGGCUCUCGAGUGGAUUGAAGCUAUUCUCGAGGCUAACUAG